UGUAGUGUGUUGUGGAUGUACUUUUGUGGGAAUUUCAUUGGACGAAACUUUUGCCACUAAUAUAUACCAUUCCUACUACACUUUCCCCUGUUAUCUUCCUCUAUAGCUAUAACACAGGCACUCAAAACUCCAAAUAAACAGAGCUAUAUAAACCAUCUGCAAAAAACACAUCUUUCUCACAACAAAAGCGAAAAUUUAUUGUGUGAAUCGAACAUGUCUUCGAGUAAUAACAUAACAGCUUUCUUGAACUUCUUGGCAUUCAUGUGUUCUAUCCCUAUAAUCGCAUCAGGCACUUGGUUGGCUUCAAAUCCUGACAACGAAUGCAUUCACUGGCUCAGAUGGCCAGUCGUGUUCAUUGGAAUUGCCAUCAUGUUGGUUUCUUUGACUGGCUUUAUUGGAGCUUACUGGAAAAAAGAAGGCCUUUUAGGUGUCUACUUGGUGUGUAUGGCCCUUCUUAUCGUCCUUCUCCUCGUGCUCCUCGUACUUGCCUUUGUGGUCACGGGUCCAACCGGGGAUUAUAUGGUGCCUGGAAGAGCUUACCGUGAUUAUAGGCUUGAAGGGUUUUCUUACUGGUUGAGGGAUCAUAUUGUAGGCCCUGAUAAUUGGGGCAAUAUUAGGGCAUGUUUGGCUGAUUCUGCUAUUUGUUCUAAGCUUAACAAUCAGUAUGUUACCGCGGAACAGUUCUUUGCUGCUGAUCUAUCACCUAUUCAGUCUGGAUGUUGUAAACCUCCAACAAUUUGUGGAUACCAGUAUAUGAACCCAACCUUGUGGAUUAACCCAACAAAUGCAGUAGUAGAUGUUGAUUGCUCUAUCUGGAACAAUGACCCUAAUCAAUUAUGCUACAACUGUGAUUCUUGCAAAGGUGGCCUACUUGGAAAUCUCAGGAAAGAAUGGAAGAAAUCUAAUCUCAUUCUCAUCAUAACUUUGGUCAUUCUCAUAUCGGUUUAUCUCAUUGGUUGUUGUGCUUACAAGAAUACUCUAACUAAAUCAAAUUCCAAGGGUAAAAAAUAGUUUUAGUUAAUGGUUUUUCAUUUGAAGUUCAA
Messenger RNA from Solanum verrucosum, 1043 nucleotides. Its product is annotated as tetraspanin-2-like. The coding region runs from base 214 to 1011 and encodes 265 amino acids. The record is from RefSeq and is a predicted model, not a curated record. NCBI's taxonomy places the organism in Eukaryota, Viridiplantae, Streptophyta, Magnoliopsida, Solanales, Solanaceae. Gene Ontology annotation, biological process: auxin-activated signaling pathway. Gene Ontology annotation, cellular component: plasmodesma; plasma membrane. The transcript is spliced from 2 exons.